Molecule: messenger RNA, 2082 nt
Organism: Bipolaris victoriae FI3
Lineage: Eukaryota; Fungi; Ascomycota; Dothideomycetes; Pleosporales; Pleosporaceae
Exons: 5
Coding region: 1-2082 (693 amino acids)
Biological process (GO): DNA-templated transcription
Molecular function (GO): zinc ion binding; DNA binding
Source: RefSeq, a predicted model, not a curated record
AUGUACAGGCGAGAAGCCGACAUGAUUACGCAGCAAUGUCAGCAGCUGGCUGCAUUGCUGAGAGAAAUCAGAGACCGCGCAAACGUCCAGGACAGUAAUCGCAUCACCGAUCUUUUAGACGAAAUUGGCGAAGACUUGACGGAGCCCAGGCUGACGCCAACGCCGUCAAACUCUGACGUCGACGCUCAGAGCUCACACGGAAAUGUUGAGUUGGGCAGCAUCGAUUAUCUCGAGCAUCUCGAAACUGAGGCUCUAGACUUGCUAGAUGAAGACUUGCAUAGUAAGGAUGAAGCUCGGUCAACAGGGUUUGUCGGAAAGAGUUCAGAGGUGCAAUGGUUGCGCGCAGUUGCACUCGCCCAAGCCGAGAGAACAGAGGGGAGCUGGGAUAGUUCGGGACCGGCACGACACCCUUCGUACGCCACCAGCAGCGAGCCGGUUAGUUCGUUCAGCUUCUGGACAGAUUGCGACGAUGUAAACAUAGACUUCUAUGUGGACCCGCACGAAAUACCGCAACCUCAUAUUGCCGAGCAUCUGUUGCAAUGCUACAUGUCCAAAGUGCACGAUUCUUUUCCUAUUAUUCCCAGUAGAGAGUUUACGGAGCAGGCUCGUGUAUACUUUGGGGCAUUGCAGAGCGGGAACGCGCCAAGUUUGAAUCCAAAGUGGCAAAUCAUCCUGAACCUCGUCUUUGCCAUUGGAGCCAACUAUGCACACCUGAAUGAAGGCUGGUUGGCAAAUGAGCACAUUACAUAUCAAGCACGGGCGCGUGCUUUUGGGUUGAGUGAGGCUGCAGUGGCUUCUCAUCCAGAUGUGCCACAGAUUCAAAGCUUGGGUCUUCUCGGAUUCUACUGGCUUAGUGUUGGACAGGUCAAUCGUGCUUGGACAAUCGUCGGCAUCGCUCUGCGUUCUGCAUAUUCCCUGGGCCUCCAUGUGCGAAACGAAGACCCGUCGGCCAAUGCGAAGAAACGAGAAUCUCUAGUGCAGAUUUGGUGGAGCCUAUACUCUAUUGAGAGAAUACUCAGCGUCAUAACCGGUCGUCCAAGCAUCGUGGUCGACUCAUACUGUUCUGUACCAUUGCCCAUGACGAAUUCUGAAGACGGCAGAGGAGAGGGAAUCACAGCAGCCUAUGCCAAUAUUGGGGAUGUAGCGAUGUCACACUUGACCCCGUUUCCCGUCUCAUCCAAUGUUGCCGCGAACCGUCCUGUGACACCACAGGGCUUUGCAAAACCAGGCACCGGUCCUGGUUUGUACUUCAGGGCCGGGGUACAGUUGUCGAUAAUAACCCAGAAUAUUCUCACCUCACUCUACUCGGCUGGUACGAUGAUCCGGUCUCCAAGUGAUGUUCAGCAGGACUCGACAUUUUUGCGUCAACGCUUAGACCAGUGGGUUUCUUCGUUACCUUUGGAGCUCCGACCGCAUGGAGAUGGGCGAGGGCCUAGCGAUGGGUUUUCUCGUGAGCGUGUGCUCCUCAAGUUUCAGUUUUGCAGCGCGCGUAUCUUGCUUACACGACCGUUUCUGGCUGCGCGACGGCAACCAUGGAAAGAUUCCCACGACGCAAGCUUUUCAAGGAACAUGGCGGAUGGGUGUAUUGAGGCCGCCAGGGCGAUUGUUGCGUCUUUGCCCGAUGAUGUCAGCAGUCGAAUUCAUGAAGAUUUGCCCUGGUGGUGUCUCGUGCACCACAUGAUGCAAGCAGUCUCCGUCUUCCUACUCGGUCUCUCGUAUCCCUCAUCGACGUCGUGCGAGGCUUCAGUAAUGAUUCAUCACGUGAGGAAGGCGAUAUCUUGGCUCCAGCGGAUGCAGGGACCCGUGGCCGCACGUGCUCAUCGAAUAGCCUUCAACUGCUUUGAGAGGGUGGCUCGGCAGUAUGGUGUGGACGUGUCGGAUCUUUGGGACCGCAAAGAGGCACCGGUAAUACGAGACUUUCACUCUGACCCUGUUCCAGACGUUCGUGUGCCUCGACCAUCAACGACCACAGCUGCGGCGGCAGCUUCGACGUAUGGGGGAUACAACACCACAACCGGCGCCAACCCUGCGACCCAUUCGGAAGGGUCCAGGUUCCAUCCAAGCUAUUUCACGUUACAAUGA